This is a messenger RNA of Clonostachys solani, 1395 nucleotides long. The record is from the annotation of a GenBank genome assembly. NCBI's taxonomy places the organism in Eukaryota, Fungi, Ascomycota, Sordariomycetes, Hypocreales, Bionectriaceae.
AUGCAGAGCUUUAUAUGCCACCCAAAGAAUACGUCGCAUCCUUAUUAUACGAGGCUAUGCCAUUCCGACGAGAUCGCUGCAUUCCGAAAGCUAGUGGGGAAUCCCAAGCAUGGUAAUGAUGCCGCACCAAAGAGGGAGUGGAAGCCCAAGUCAAAAUGGAAGCUUGAUCUAUCCGCAGCAUAUUGGUUAUUGAUGGUGUUGAGAUCUCCUGCCGUCCGCCAACUUGAUAUUGACAACAGCUUAGCCUUGCACGAUAUGCAGAAACUCUACGAUGGCCAAACGAGUCUUGCUCCCCUCCGGGAUAUCAUAGCGGGUAAGAGACGUUGGGAGGAUCUUGAUGCUGAUGAAUUUGGGUCCGAGGUGAUUGAGGAGAUGUUACAGCACCUCAUCAAUAACGCAGAUAUUCUCCUGACCACUCCAGCCAAAUCCCAACAUCUGAGCUACCGGGCGUGGAAAAGAACAGCUCGUGGCGUAGCGAUCGACGAGGCUGCAAACAUGACUAGGCCUGAUCUUGAUUCUGGUGACGAGCACCAACUUCGACCUACGGUCAAGACAGAGCAGGAAAGGGACAAAAGUGGAAAACUUCUUAAUCGACAUCAUGCCGAUGGAAUCGUUUCGCCUCUUGAAUUCUUCAAGAUGAAUGGAUGGCCUGUCCUCCGUCUACGCGCACAAUUCCGGAUGGCCAGAGGUCAAUUUGAUAUCCGCCACCGAGAGCUAUAUUCGGAUCUCCCUUUUGAGUAUGCCCCGUGCUGCCGCAUAAGUACGCCUGCUCACCGAGUCGGGAACCAGCUAGAGGACUACGCUACCCGUAGGUUCCCGGAGCUGAGACCACCUCCUCAAGGCACGCUAUCGCCUAUUUUCAUUCACUGCCGCGGUUCAAAGCGCGAGAGACCCAAGGGGAGAUACGCCAUGUCAAGUCAAAACACCGAUCAGAACACAGCCGCCCUUCAGUUGAUAGUUGGGUUCGUGAAAGCGAGCCAGACUGACCCAGCACGCAUCUGCCUUAUAACUCCCUACAAAGCGAACGUGCAUGCAGUUGAGAAGAUGCGAAAGAGCAGCGAGUAUGAAGUCCUCACCGGUAUGCCACCUGCUGCUACCGUGGACUCGUUUCAAGGCCGGGAAGGUGACAUCGUUGUGGCUAUCAUGGUCUCUACAGAGAAGUCUGGGCCAGGGUACAUGAGAUGUGAGAGCCGGCUGAAGGUUCUGUUAUCCCGUCAUCGAAGUGCACUCGUGAUUGCCGGCGAUAUCAAUGUUGCCGGAGCUCUAGUUGAUGACAGCAACGGAACAAUUGAGGUAAAGGGGAAACCCCCACCAAGCAACAAUGGAAUGUUGAGCAAUGCGUGUUCGGGACUCGUAAAGGACGGUCGAGUUGUAGUUGUUGAAUGUAGCAAGUAG